ACCCCGGAACAGCUGAUAUGUCAGCCUCAGAAGAAAUCCGAAUAUCAUCAGAUUUCAGAGAGAAAAUGGAUUUUAAACGUUUUCUUCAGAGCCUGAAACACAAACUACUACCAGGUACAACAAGUGGAGUCAACCAGGACCGGAAAUACUCAAUAAAAAUGACGUCUCAUGGGAUUUUGUGACGCAGGGAUGGAAAAGUACUGGGUGUUCUGUUUUAACUGGUGACCCAAAUACUCUGCAGACAAGUUAAAUUAACAACUGCAACCAAAUCCACUGUGUAACAGAUAUAAACGGUUAUAAGUGUUCGAUUAGGGGUCACAACUUUACAGGGUCGCUGGUUUCAACACAACACCAGGUCAUGUAGUUUUGUAGUCAGUUGACAGCUCUGUGCUCAUGUUUAACCAACUGUCAGUUAUAAAUGUUAAACCGUCUGAUGUUUGAUGGUUUGAAUGUUUCUUAUUUACAAAAAAAGUUGUGAUUAAAAUGUGUAUUUUGGCGCUAAAAUGUCUUUGUGACAACGCCUUCAGAUGACAGCAAACAACAGAGAAGGGCGGCGGCGGGAAAAAACAGACCCUUAAAAACAUACAGCGAAAAUAUUUACAACACCUUGGCAGUGAUUUAUAUCAAACUUGUUGUAGGAGACACAUUUAAGUAACAUUUAGAUCAAACCUGUCUAAUUUCAUUCCGGAAGUGGAUUUUACUUUAACAGGUUUUAUAAACAUUAAUUUUAACACUAAACUAACAGUAUCAGCUGACAUUAAUAUUAGAUUCUGACCCUUUUUAGUGAACAAUAAACAUACUUUUUAAUCAGAAUCUGACAUGUUGCGUAAAGGCUCAUUUUAAUAGUUUUGUAACACCGGUUUCGCUCAGUUUUGUAACCCCGCACAAACAAAGCCGUUUGAAUUUCCCGCAGCUGUCCAUGCAGCACGUGACCUCAACUCGCCUCCUGAUUGGCUCCCCUGACACGUCAGUUUAAAGAGCCAGCGCGAGCUCCCUUCCUAUUGGCCAGCUGCGUUCUAGCGCCAAGAUUCCAAUAAAAAGGUCGAGCAGCCAUCAGAGCCCGCUUCAGUCUCUGCUCUCUGUGUCCUGCUGUUUGUUAGUUUAGUGUUUUUCUCUCUUUUUUAACUUCUUUUAGUUUGUUAACUUAUUCAGCUUUUUAUUCCCCUGCCUGUGUGAACUCGUGGAGACUAACAUGAUGUCUGCUCGCUCUCCUCUCUCCGUGAAGAAUGAAAACUCUCUGAGCAGUCAGAUCAGCAACAUGUCUGUGGACAAAGAAAACACGCCUCCGAGUCUGAACACGACCCGCAUCCUGGCGUCUAAAACCGCGCGGAAAAUCUUCGACGAGCCUCUGCCAGUGAAGAAGAGUGAGGAGGAAGAGGAGCCGCUGCUGAAGGCGAACUCUCGCCGCUUUGUCAUCUUCCCCAUCCAGUACCAUGACAUCUGGCAGAUGUACAAGAAGGCUGAGGCCUCGUUCUGGACCGCAGAGGAGGUGGAUCUGUCGAAGGACCUGCAGCACUGGGAGUCCCUGAAGGACGAGGAGCGUUACUUCAUCUCUCACGUGUUGGCGUUCUUUGCAGCCAGUGACGGCAUCGUCAACGAGAACCUGGUGGAGCGCUUCACUCAGGAGGUGCAGGUGACGGAGGCCAGGUGUUUCUACGGCUUCCAGAUCGCCAUGGAGAACAUCCACUCAGAGAUGUACAGCCUCCUCAUCGACACCUACAUCAAGGAGCCCACUGAGAGAGAAUACCUGUUCAACGCCAUCGAGACUCUGUCAUGUGUGAAGAAGAAGGCCGACUGGGCCAUCAACUGGAUCGGCAACAAGAACGCCAACUACGGAGAGCGAGUCGUGGCGUUUGCCGCCGUGGAAGGAAUCUUCUUCUCGGGCUCGUUCGCUGCGAUCUUCUGGCUGAAGAAGAGAGGCCUGAUGCCCGGUCUGACCUUCUCCAACGAGCUCAUCAGCAGAGACGAGGGUCUGCACUGUGACUUUGCGUGUCUGAUGUUCAAACACCUGGUGAACAAGCCAUCAGAACAAACCGUCACCAGCAUCAUCAGGAACGCCGUGGAGAUCGAGCAGGAGUUCUUGACGGAGGCUCUGCCCGUGAAGCUGAUCGGGAUGAACUGCGAUCUGAUGAAGCAGUACAUCGAGUUUGUGGCCGACAGACUGAUGCUGGAGCUCGGAUUCAGCAAGAUCUACCGGGUGGAGAACCCCUUCGACUUCAUGGAGAACAUCUCUCUGGAGGGGAAGACCAACUUCUUUGAGAAGCGUGUGGGCGAGUACCAGAGGAUGGGUGUGAUGUCGGGCUCCACAGACAACACCUUCAGGCUGGACGCGGACUUCUAGAGGACCCUCGUGGACUCACGGUUACCCUUUUAACUCUACCUCUCCCCCAGUGCAUGCUGGGACUUGUUUCGUCACAGGUGUUGAGAUGAACAGACUGUUGUUGGAUCUUUUUUAAAGAAGCAGCUGGUUCAGCUUCACUGCGAUGAGAUCAGUUAGUCACAGGCGAUGAGAGCGCUGCAUCCUGUAAAUAUCUGUUUUAGAUUAUUUGUUAUAUUUGUACAGUUUCAGUUUUUAUGCUGGAUGUUUGUUUUGUAAUAAAAGUUGCAGAAACAGAAA
Molecule: messenger RNA, 2617 nt
Organism: Notolabrus celidotus (New Zealand spotty)
Lineage: Eukaryota; Metazoa; Chordata; Actinopteri; Labriformes; Labridae
Product: ribonucleoside-diphosphate reductase subunit M2
Exons: 10
Coding region: 1193-2341 (382 amino acids)
Biological process (GO): deoxyribonucleotide biosynthetic process
Cellular component (GO): cytosol
Molecular function (GO): ribonucleoside-diphosphate reductase activity, thioredoxin disulfide as acceptor
Source: RefSeq, a predicted model, not a curated record